AUGAAUGUGGACUGCAUCUUUGCUUCACCUUCACAUUUUAUUGAGAAAGCAGAAGUAUUAUAAGCCUGUGUGGCAACUCUGUAAUUAAUUUGGCUGCAUUAUGAAGUAAUAGUAAUUACUGCAAAGUAAAACCAGAUCUUGAUAUUUCUGUAGAUAUCUGGGUGUGUAUAGAAAUGCUUUCCAAGCUAUGUAAAACUAGAGGCGGCUGUGAGUCAACUCAAACACAUGCAUCAUGUUUAUCCAGCCUCUAACAACCAUUCCUUAUUGCUCCAAUCAGCACUAGCCAGUCUCAGUGGACUUUAUAAAUACACAUAAAUACAGUAUAAAGAGCUGUGGAAAAGCCUCUCUUCUGCUUCACUGCAGAGUGCUCAGAGUUUAAAGCUUUUCUGGAGACCUCAUAAUUUAGGGUUUUUUUUCCCUUCCUUGUCUUCCACCACACUGCACAACAGGUAAAAGAGAAAUUACCUUUGUUUUAUUCAAAUAUUGCUACUGAUGAUUUUGGCACUUGAACUGAUUAGCCCAUAAAAAGAUGUCUGCCAUAAUUUUUUUUCUUUUUCUACAGGGUAAAAAUGCUAGCUGAGCAUUUGAAGACAGUAGUGAAUAUGCAAGCUUUGAAGGCAAUGCCAUGAAAGAAGAAUCUGUCAAAAAUAGAGACAAAAAUAAAGGCAUAAGGCUGCCUUAUUUUCUUUAGACAUUUUUAUAAUCUGUUCAGAAGAUCUUUUCACAUAAAUUCCAGUCAUCCUUUUGUCUGUUCAGGCAGGCAGUUGUUUUUGAUUGCAGAUUUGCCUGGCUGUUUGCAGCUUCAUCUAAAACAAAGAGUUCUACAAGGCACCAAAGAAGGAUGAUCCUUGGGAACCUCAGUGGACUGAGUGAAUUCAGACUCCUGGGUUUUUCUGGAAUGUCUCAUUUGCACCCUUUGCUCUUUGUAGUUUUAUUGUCUCUUUAUAUUCUCACCUUGAUGGCUAACACAGUGAUAGCUUUCACAAUAAACACUGACAACACCCUUCACACCCCGAUGUAUUUCUUCCUCACUCAGCUGUCCUGUUUGGAUAUCUGCUAUUUAUCAGUCAUUAUCCCAACCAUUCUGGAGAACCUGAUGGUGGGAACAGUAAGUAUUUCCAGGACAAGAUGUGCAAUGCAAAUGUUUUCCUUCCUUUUCUUCGGGGUUGCUGAAUGUUUUCUCUUGGCUGCCAUGUCCCUCGAUCGUUAUUUUGCAGUUUGCCACCCCUUGCAUUACACAGUUAUCAUGAGCAGCAGGGUCUGCAGGAGCCUGGUUGCUGGGAGUUACAUUUGUGGGGCUGCUGUGGGCUUAAUUCACACCCUCAUAACCUUCAGCUCACCCUUGUGUGGCUCUACCAUCGACCACUUCUUCUGUGAGAUUCAGCCCCUGCUGGACCUGCUCUGUGGCAACACCUUCCCAAGAGAGCUCCAGGUCAUUGUGGUGGCUGUCUUUGCUAUUCUCAGCCCUUUCUUACUGAUCCUUUAUUCUUAUAUUCAUAUAAUUUCCACAAUUCUUCACAUGGCAUCAGCUGAGAGCCAGCAGAAAGCAUUUUCCACUUGCUCCUCACACCUCUUGCUUGUGACUCUGUUUUAUGGCACUGCAGGCUCUGUGUAUCUGAGGCCAAAAUCCACCUACUGUGCAUCUGUGGAUAAAUUCCUCUCACUUUCUUAUUCUGUGCUGACUCCUUUAUUGAAUCCCAUCAUUUACAGCUUGAGGAAUAAGGAGGUGAAAGAAGCCCUGAAGAAAAAAUGGAGAAAAACUAAUUUACUGUGGAAAAGAAAUGGAAGAUUUGGGGUGUUUCAGGUGUUUGUACUGGUAUUUUUCACUCUAAAUUCUUGUUCAGUGAAAUGAAUUUCCACAUACACUUCAGCUUUUGGGGAGGAAAGAGGGAGAAGAGUGGAGAUUUUCAGCUGUAAGAGGGAGUGUUAGAAGCUAUGUUAACAUUUUGGAAGGGAACUUCUUCCACAUACUUAAGAAAUUCUUGACUAAAUAAACCUUUUCUUUUUUCUUUUUCUUCUUCUUUUUCUUUUUUCUUUUUCUUUUUCU
Messenger RNA from Pyrgilauda ruficollis (rufous-necked snowfinch), 2047 nucleotides. RefSeq names its product olfactory receptor 10C1-like. Gene Ontology annotation, molecular function: G protein-coupled receptor activity; olfactory receptor activity. Gene Ontology annotation, cellular component: membrane. The transcript has a single exon. The coding region runs from base 842 to 1852 and encodes 336 amino acids. NCBI's taxonomy places the organism in Eukaryota, Metazoa, Chordata, Aves, Passeriformes, Passeridae. The record is from RefSeq and is a predicted model, not a curated record. Gene Ontology annotation, biological process: G protein-coupled receptor signaling pathway.